CAGGCAGAGCCAAUAGCCAGCGGAACCCCCACACGCACGCACCGUCGCCUCCAGCUCCACAUCUCGCUCGCUCGCUCGCUCACCGCGGAAGCCGCCUGCUAGGGUUCGACCUCCGCCAUGGACGCCGCCUCGCUCAUGGGCCCCUCCUCCGCCGACGCGCCCACCGACGGGGAGCACCGGAUGGGCACCACCAUCGUGGGAGUCUGCUACGACGGCGGCGUCGUGCUCGCCGCCGACUCCAGGACCAGCACCGGAAUGUAUGUGGCAAACCGUGCUUCGGACAAGAUUAGUCAGCUGACUGAUAAUGUCUACGUCUGCCGCUCUGGAUCUGCAGCUGACACGCAAGUUAUUUCGGAUUACGUGCGUUAUUUUCUCCACCAGCACACAAUCCAGCUUGGGCAACCAGCUACCGUGAAAGUUGCAUCCAACUUAGUUAGGUUAUUGGCCUAUCAGAACAAGAGCAUGUUGCAAGCUGGAAUGAUAGUUGGUGGAUGGGAUAAAUACGAGGGAGGCCAGAUUUACUCGGUCCCUCUUGGUGGAACGAUUCUGAGGCAACCAUUCGCAAUUGGAGGAUCCGGUUCCAGUUACCUGUAUGGAUUGAUGGAUCAUGAAUGGAAAGAGGGUAUGACCCAGGAAGAAGCUGAGAAGUUUGUGGUCAAGGUGGUUUCCCUUGCUAUUGCUCGUGAUGGUGCUAGUGGAGGGGUUGUCCGCACUGUUACUAUUAACGAGGCGGGUGUUAAGAGGAGCUUCCACCCUGGUGACAAACUGCCACUGUGGCAUGAAGAGAUGGAGCCCCAAAACUCUCUCCUCGACAUUCUCGCAGCCGGGAGCUCUGAUGCGAUGGUCCAGUGAAAUCCUGUUGUACUGAUGACUUGUUCUAGAUUUGAGCCGAACGUUGCUUGGAGGAAUAGAUUCUGCUGGCACCAACUUGUUUUCCACCUUGUUAUUACAACUUAAAAUAGUUUUGGUGUUCAUGCGUCUACGAAUCAUCUUUAUGGAUAUGUGCCUUGCGGUGAA
This is a messenger RNA of Triticum dicoccoides, 1017 nucleotides long. Its product is annotated as proteasome subunit beta type-6-like. Gene Ontology annotation, molecular function: threonine-type endopeptidase activity. Lineage: Eukaryota; Viridiplantae; Streptophyta; Magnoliopsida; Poales; Poaceae. Bases 118 to 852 code for a protein of 244 amino acids. The transcript is spliced from 8 exons. The record is from RefSeq and is a predicted model, not a curated record. Gene Ontology annotation, cellular component: cytoplasm; proteasome core complex.